This is a messenger RNA of Dentiscutata heterogama, 198 nucleotides long. NCBI's taxonomy places the organism in Eukaryota, Fungi, Glomeromycota, Glomeromycetes, Diversisporales, Gigasporaceae. The record is from the annotation of a GenBank genome assembly.
UUAAAGAGACGUAGAAAUUUAGAUACUUCUGUAGAUUCAGUAUAUAUGAAACCUAUAACAAAUAAUGCUUCAGAAGGUUCAAAUUUAGCUUUAGAUUCUUUAAAUUCAGCUUCAGAAGGUUCAAAUUCAGCUUUAGAAGCUUCAGAUUCGGCUUCAGAAACUUCAGAUUUGGCUUUGAUUCCAGAAGUAAACAGCCUG